UGUUGUUGUUGUUUGAGCGUGAAGUGUGCAAUUGAGCAAAAAAAAAAACAAAAAUUUGUUUAAAUGUGACAACAAAAUAGCAAUAUACGAACCAAAAACCAAAACACACACAUUAAGAGAAGAAAAGUAACAACAACAACAACAGCAACUACGAAAAAGACAGCGGAAUCGAUUCCAUCAAACAAAAUUCAUAGUUUACUACACGGAACAGCGCGCACAACAACAACAACAACAACAAAAAUAAAGAAAAAUAUAUAUACAUACAUGUACGAAAGCAUCAUCAGAUUUCUAGGAUUUUGGAGUGGUGUAUGUGUGUGUUCUUAAGCGGAGUCUUCCCGAGGUUGGGGUGAAGCCACCAAAAAGAAAAAACAAAACACAAGAGGAUAAACGUUUAUUAAAUUUGGACUCCAGUCCACUGGAAGCAGGAGCAGCAUCGACCUUUAAAAGAGAUCCUGCUGACAGGAAACCUUGAAACACACACAUACAUACAUACAUACACAGACAGCGUCAUAAAAACACCCACGCUCACGCACACAAGCCACAACGCACUUGCAGGCACACAAACACACACACAUAUAUAUAUAUAUACUCAUAGACGCGCGUCUAAAAGGAAACAGCAGCAGCAGCAGCAGCAGCAUCCACCAUGAGUUCGCAGUAUUCCAAUGUGGAGAAUCUUUCGCCUCAGACCAUUAGGCAGGUGAUGAGGGAGCUACAGGAAAUGGAGAAUACACCACCGGAGGGCAUUAAAGUUCUAAUCAAUGAGAGCGAUGUCACCGAUAUACAAGCCCUUAUCGAUGGACCAGCCGGUACACCAUAUGCCAUUGGAGUAUUUCGUGUCAAAUUGACAUUAAGCAAAGAUUUUCCACAAACGCCGCCAAAGGCAUAUUUCCUAACAAAAAUAUUCCAUCCAAAUGUCGCGGCAAAUGGUGAAAUUUGUGUAAACACAUUGAAAAAGGAUUGGAAACCAGAUUUGGGCAUUAAACAUAUAUUGCUUACCAUCAAAUGCCUGUUAAUUGUUCCAAAUCCCGAAUCUGCUCUCAAUGAAGAAGCUGGCAAAAUGUUACUCGAACGCUAUGAUGAUUACUCCCAGAGAGCGCGCAUGAUGACGGAAAUACAUGCCCAGCCGGCCAAAUGUGCCAGCACCACCAGCGAUGCCAAAGAUGAUGAUGGACCCUCAACAAAGAAGCAUGCGGGAUUAGAUAAGAAGCUGCAAGACAAGAAAAAAGAGAAAUUGCUCAAAGAGAAGAAACGUAUGCUAAAGAGAUUAUGAGAGGCAUAAGCAGCAGUAUCAGCAGGAGAAGCACCACCAGGGCGGAAGUACCAGAGUACCAAUACCAGCAGUCAGCAGACGGGACAGAUGGACAAAGAUAUGAUAUGAAGCGAGUUGUAAGUUAGAGGUCGGAGACUUAAGGAUAUAGAGGAUUACAUAUUUAGCAGAAGAACAGCGGAGCAAGGAGCGAGCGCGCUAUGAAAAUUUACACUGAUCUGAUAAUAAAUAAAAAACUACAAAAAAAAAAAUAAAAAUCGAAAAAAAGAAAGAAAUACAAAAAGCAAAACCCAAGAUGAAAAGUUGUAGACGAUGAACCACUCCAAAGAAAUGUGCAUCCAGUUAUCAAUAAAAAAAAAAAAAAACGAAGAAUUUAACAUCAAUAAUAACAACAACAACCACAUAACAAAUGCAACACAUCGGUUAACCAGAGUCCAGAGUCUGUGAGCCGAGUAUUAGUAUAAAAAUAACGAAAAAAAAGGAAACAAAAUACUGGAUAAAUUGAGGAAAAAAGAGGAAACAUUGAGAAAUCAUCUCCUAAUUAAUUUAUGUAGUUUUCCCCUUUUUUUUAAUUGUAACACUUAUGAGCUAUCUUAGCAUAAUUUAUGUAAUAAGUUAAAAACAAAGAAAAAAAAGAAAACAAAAUCCCCCUGUUCUCUCUACAGAACCAGAUUAUCGUAUCCUGACUAUUGUUUUCUUUACACUCCUCUCUACAUUUUAUCACAUUUGUU
This is a messenger RNA of Drosophila willistoni, 1998 nucleotides long. RefSeq names its product ubiquitin-conjugating enzyme E2 S. NCBI's taxonomy places the organism in Eukaryota, Metazoa, Arthropoda, Insecta, Diptera, Drosophilidae. The transcript has 3 exons. The coding region runs from base 644 to 1270 and encodes 208 amino acids. The record is from RefSeq and is a predicted model, not a curated record.